Molecule: messenger RNA, 5615 nt
Organism: Rhagoletis pomonella (apple maggot)
Lineage: Eukaryota; Metazoa; Arthropoda; Insecta; Diptera; Tephritidae
Exons: 19
Coding region: 490-4815 (1441 amino acids)
Molecular function (GO): calcium ion binding
Source: RefSeq, a predicted model, not a curated record
ACACAGCAUAGCGAAUACAACGCAAAACAGACGGCAAAAAGCUAACUGAGAAUUCAGCUGCAAAACUCAGCGUUGGCUCGCUCGUUCAAUCGGUUUAACUGGAUUCAAUAGCCUUCCGUCAAUUAGAAUGAACAUUACGGUCGCCAGUUUGCUGUUUCGCAACGCAAGGAAUGCUCAGUCAGGAUACCAAUAAGCAAAAACCAACUCCGCAAUAUUUAUGUGUAUAUGUGCGCCCCGUUACAUAUAAAUAUUUUAAUUUUGUUAAAAGGGUCCUAUUUGAUUGCAUUCGAGGUUUGAGAGGCGAGGAGAAAUGAAUUGGUUGAACAAUGACAACUUUUUGGGAUUUAGCGAAUUAUUCAAAUAAUUUACGAAAAUAUUAAUACAAACUGGACGUUGCAACAAACUUUGAAGUGUGAUUGUAGUUAAUACAUACAGUUAUCGGAAUCAUCUGCUCUGAAGUCGUCGGAAAAGCACAAACUGCAAUUAGAAAUGACGACGACUAGAAAUAACCAGGUGCUGAUGCAUGGACUUAUAUUGGUGACCAUUUUGGCAACUGCCAAAAGUGCGGAAGCAGAAAUUACAAUGGAGGCGGCUUUUCAGGGCCACUGCGGUCACACGAGUCCCUGUGAACAAUUGUGCUAUGAAAUCCACGAUGGCAUGUACGAAUGCGAUUGCAUAGAGGGAUAUGAACUGAAUAAAAAUGGUUACAGCUGCCAAGUUAUUAAUUCCACAGUCAAUCUCGAUGAGCAUUAUAAAUCUGACGAGGAUGUUCUCUACCAAAAGGGUGCAUCAUUUAGCGCCAAGCUAGCUGAUGGCAGCGAUGGCGAUAAUCACAUAUUGCUAGGCUAUGACUCUGCAUCCUCGAUGGCGGCUGACGCACAACAGAUCGGGACGGCCUCUGUUCCAGACUCGUCUUCGAUGGAGGAUGUUGAGGAUGGGCAGGCCGACCACUUUUUUGAUGAGAUUCUGAAACGCCACGAAGGCGGAGCGAAGGUCAAUUCAAACGAUUAUUACAUAUCAUCUGAAGACGUCUAUUUCAGUAAUGGCGAUGAUCCAGAGUUAACUAAUACUAGCCAAGAUGUACCUGAGUUAAAAGCUAAAUUGACAGAACAGACAACGGCACGGGCGGCGGUUAACUCCCGUCGCUUUGUAGUAACCGAUGCCACAACCGGUGAUGAUCCUCCAGCGGUGUCGUCAGAUAAAAAAUCAAAGCGUAUCCGCUUAAAAUCAGACAUCAAGUCUACCACAAAUACAAUGGGCGUCAAUGGAAAGGCACCUUCGGCAUUGAGAAAAUCAACAGACAAUUCAAAUCAGUUAGCAAACUCUUACUCCAAUGACAUAGACAUGGUGGGCAUGCCAAUGUUUGGCGGCAUCUUUGGAAAUCAGCCCAGUCGUCGAACAAGUCAAAGUACAUAUCAGAAUCAAUAUGCAAUAAAUACUAUCGACCUUUCGAAUUCAAAUCAGUAUAGUCAAAAUUCAGCGGGCGAUGCUGCUGCUGAUGUGAUGCAAGAAAGUGGCGAAUUCAUGGCAAUAUCAGAUAAAACGAACAUAUCGAGAGGAGACCACCGGCCGGCUUCUUCAACUUCGCGGACUUGUGAUUUGGAUUGUGGAUCGGAAGGGGUAUGUGAGCGGAAUGAUGACGCCAAUAGAUGUCUGUGCCCCUUUGGCAAGAGCGGUGAUGGUUGUUUCGAGGAAAUAAAAAUCCGAACGCCUAAAUUUUCGGAGCACUCAUGGUUGGCAUUUCCGGCAUUAAGAGGGGCAUAUAAACACGUACAGAUACGUGUCGAGUUCAGACCAGAGUCUUUUAAUGGAGUUAUUUUGUUGAGUGGAGAAAGGGACGAUCUGACUGGGGAUUUUAUGGCACUGCUUUUGAACAAAGGUUUUGUAGAAUUUUGGUUUGACUGCGGAUCCGGUGUUGGCAACGUACGAUCUCGUGAAACUAUUCUGUUAAAUGAGUGGAAUUCCGUUAUCAUUUACCGUCACCGAUGGGACGCUUGGCUGGUGCUGAACCACGGUACCAAAGUACAAGGUCGCUCGAAUGGACUCUUCUCUCGAAUCACUUUCCGUGAGCCUGUCUUUCUGGGCGGCAGCGGAAAUAUCACUGGAUUGGCGAGGCGUUUACCGGUCUACACAGGCUUUAUUGGCUGCAUAAGACGGUUCGUAGCGAACGAGCAUGAGUACAAAUUUGAAGAGCACCCCUUGGGAGAUGUUACAAAAGGUUUUGACAUACAGGACUGUGUAACUGACAAAUGCUUCAAGUACCCUUGCCAGCAUGGUGGCAAGUGUUUGCCAUCCGAUCAGGGUGCUGUUUGCCUAUGCCCAAUUGGCUUUGUGGGCGAUCUUUGCGAAAUACGCAUGGACCUCCAGGUACCAGCAUUUAACGGUUCAUCCUAUCUACGUUAUGCGCCACUUGGCGACAGUGCACUCAUUUGGCUGGAAUUGAAGGUCAUCCUGAAAGCUGAACAUCCCGAUGGUUUAAUACUCUAUUCAGGAUCUGAGAAGCAUGGAGAUUUUAUCGCUUUAUCACUGAGUGGAGGCUUUGUUGAAUUUGUAUUUGAUUUAGGCAGUGGACCUGCUGUUGUUAGGAGUGAGUAUCCUUUGACAAUUGGACAGUGGCAUGCCGUAAAGGUAUCACGAACGGCACGUUUGGCAGUGCUUAAGAUCGAUACGUUCCCAGAAGUAAUGACUAUCUCAUCCAAUGGCUUCUGGCAUCUGUCUUUGCCCGAAAAUAUUUUUUUGGGUGGCGUCAAUCACGAGGACAAAUUACCUUUGGAUCUGCGGUCCAAAGCUUUUUUCGUUGGCUGCAUUCAGAAGAUUGACAUCAAUGGGCACUCUUUGGCUAUCGUAUCGGAGGCGUUGGGUGGCACCAACAUAGGCAACUGCCCGCAUGCGUGUGUCGCAAGGCCUUGUGGUCCUCUUGCCGAAUGCAUACCGCAAAUGGAGAGUUAUGAAUGUCGCUGCAACGCGUUCAGCAGUCAGUGCAACAGGGCAGCUGAAGUGACCAUAGAGGAACUACAAAUCAAUAAGGCGAAGAAGAAAUAUAAGGAACAAAUAAGAAAUGAUAAACAUCAUUACUUGCCCAAGAAAACCAAGGCGAGAGACCGCUCAAAAUUGCAUUUAAGUAAAGGACAUUCCAAGAUUACAAAACUGGCGACCAUGCCCCCCACCACCAACAUCAACCGUUUGGAGGUGCACACAACCCCUUCGAACCAUCCCCACUAUGGGCAUGCCAGUAGACAAAUACAGCCCUGGCAGCCUCCCGUAUUGGACGAAGAAGGAGCUAAUAUAGCCGACAAAGAAGACGAUAUAAUAUACCGCGAUACUCGUCCUUCGGAUGGACAGCAUAACAUCAAUGAGCAACCCUUUGACAACACACAACCCCGUCGAUUCCACAAUAACAAAGAAAAGAAGGAAGGACGAAAACACACAUCAAAUUUUAAGGCAAGCGACUUCCUAGGGAAGCAGCGAGACAAUACGAAAGUCCGCAGCAAGAGUGAGCAUUACCAGAAAGACGACUCAUUUAAUUUGAAGCUGAGCAGAUUGCCAACGCAUUACGAAAGCUUCCAAACGGACCCGGAAGUAGACAUUUUGACGUUCGACGAUAAUGUUGAAGUCGAAAUUGGUGUAAAUCAAGGCUCGGAUUAUGUUAGCAUGCAAGAUGAUUACAAUGCAGCGAAUGAUGGCAUUUAUAAUGGCAAUGGUGGGGAGGACAAAGAGGAUAUAAAGAGUAUGUCCUUCGAUUGGAAAUACGAUGAGUAUGGCAGCGACCGUAGACAUGCUCAUGACGCCAUGAAUGAAGAAACCAAAUCCGAACCGUUUUUAGUCGACGAAAGCCUAUUUGACCCGAAAGACAGUUCCGAAGACUACCACCGCAAAGAACUGGUUCAAGAUAUGCGACGCAUACUUGCCAAUGGCCCAGAAGACGUGGGCAAUAAAAAGGAGCUGAAAUUAUUUGUAGAUGAAUACGAUUAUGAAAAAGAUGAAGACAACAGCCAAGAAGGCGGAAGGAAGCUUGUUGUUCAAGAUAGAAACAGUGAAGUAAAGAAUUUGAACAUAUCAGAUGGAUUUGGUUUAGAUUUUGGAGAAACAAAUGACGAUCUGCUGGAGCCGGUGCAAACAGUGGCAGUUGAAAAGGUCACAGUAGACGAACAAAACAAAACAUUCACUGCACCAAGUACUCAAACCGAUUGGAGUCUAUUGAAAAAGAUGCAGCUAUCGCCCGAUCACCAAAGCGAAUUCGUCGGCGUGCGAAAAAAUUUCGGUGCGUGCUUUGCCGGAGAGAACAGCUAUUUCCACUAUAAUGACGCAGAGACUAUGGGCCAGGUCAUCAGCUAUAAUGUAGACUUUAAUUUACGCAUCAAAACACACUCACCGAACGGGGUAAUACUGUGGACAGGACGACAAAUUACAACGCAGGACAAUGCCGACUUUUUGUCUUUGGGAAUCGAAGAUGGUUAUCUACAUUUUCGCUAUGAUCUAGGUUCUGGAGAAGUUGAUAUUAAAUACAAUACGAGCCGAGUUAGUGAUGGCCUUUGGCAUAGGGUUCGGGCAAUCAGAGACUCCCAAGCUGGUUAUUUGGAAAUGGAUGGAAGAAAAACAUCAGCCCAGUGUUCGCCUGGUAAAUUGAAGCAGUUGAACACAGACACAGGACUAUAUGUUGGUGGCAUGCCGGAUGCGAUUUAUUUUACACGACGGAAAUAUGCAAGCGGUUUUGUUGGUUGCAUCUCGGAGAUCGUGCUGGCCGGCGAACUCAAACUGAACUUUGACCCAAACACGGUGGGGACGGCACACAAUGUCGAGACGGGAUUGCUUUGAAAUACCGUCAUAAGUACGUAUCAGCAACGGUCAAUACUCCUGACAUUAGUUUAAUGUUCUGUUUUGCUUUGAAAAAUAGUUGAGUUUGUACAAAGAGAUAAUUUUACAUUUUUUUUUAUAACUAAAUCAAAUUAGUUGAACUUAGAUUGUAGCUAACUAUUUACACGAUGUACUUAUGGAUACAAAUGGACACUACUGAAAUGCACACAAACAUAUACAUAGAUGCCUACAUACAUACAUACAUACACACACACAUGCAUACAUAGUAUAUUUUAAAGAAUGCUUCACUUAAGCCUUUGACUGUCAAUAUUUAAAAACGAAACCAAUCAAACACCACACAAAAAAGCAGAUCAACAAAAAAAAACAAAAAAAUUAUUAAGAAAUUAAGAAGGCUAAUUUGCAUCGCAUUUUUCUACAGAAAAAAAAAACCGCUAACAAUACUAAAUAAAUAAAAAAUUAAAAAAAAGACGGUAUGUAGGAGUAACGGUACUGCAUGUUUGACGUGAAUUUCCAAAAGGAAAGGCACGUUUUUGCAUAGAAAGGGGAUUUCGAAAAUCGAAAAUCGAAAGUCUAAAGUACUGUAAUUUGUAUGUAAGUAGAUAUUGAUGUAAUCAUAUACACACAUAUGUAUGAAUGUCUGCUAAAGAAAAGCCGAUAAUAUAUAUUUAAUGUUGUAGUGGUAGUAGUAAGUUAACUAAAAUGAAGAACUAUGUAUGUAUGUACGAAAUAUUAGAAGAUAUCAUUUACGAACAAAAUAUAAGAAAUAUGUAACGAAAAUAUAUUUAACAAAAAAAAACAAA